GAACUCAUGAAAGCAAACAUUGCACAUCAAACUCUCCAUUAGAUUCUGAAAUAAUAGAUAUGUGCAUUGCAGUGUUUGCUUGGCAAGUUCACCCUCUCUACCCUUUCCUUCUUUUGCUUAAUAGAGACGAAUAUCACCACAGGCCAACAAAGGCGGUUGGGUGGUGGGAGGGUGGAGAGAUAUUGGGUGGUAGAGAUGAGGUUGCCGGAGGAACAUGGUUGGCUUGUACGAGGGGAGGAAGAGUGUCAUUCCUUACUAACGUCUUAGAGCUUCACACUCUCCCGGAAGCCAAAACUAGAGGAGACCUUCCACUUCGUUUCUUGGAGAGCAAUAAGAGUCCAGAGGAAUUUGCAAAGGAAUUGGUGAAGGAGGUUCAUGAGUACAAUGGGUUCAACCUCAUAACCCUUGACCUUUCUUCAAACACGAUGUUUUAUAUAUCAAAUAGACCAAAAAGUGAACCUCCAACUGUUCAACAGGUUCAACCAGGCAUCCAUGUCCUCUCCAAUGCCAAGCUCGACUCCCCUUGGCCAAAGGCUCAACGUUUGAAAUUUAAUUUUAAAAAGUUGCUUAGCGCAUAUGAUAAAGACGAAGAUAUACCCAUGAAGGAUAUGAUGGACAAACUAAUGAGAGACACCAUGAAAGCCGAAAAGAGUCAACUUCCUAAUAUUUGUUCCAUUGAUUGGGAGCAUAAUCUAAGCUCAAUAUUUGUUGAAGUAGACACCCCGUUGGGUCGUUAUGGGACGAGAAGCAUGAUUGCACUAAGUAUCAAAGAUACCGAAGAAGCAAGUUUUCAUGAGACCUACAUUGAAAGAGGAUUUUGGUGGGAGAAAACAGUCGAUUAUUAUGUUACUCCACAAGUUAAAACGAAAGAUAUUGUCUUCUAAGACUAAAUAUACGUUACAAAAUAUUUAAAAUACUGUCUUUCUCUCUCUAUAUAUAUAUAUGAUAUAUAUAAAAGGCAAUUAGAUACAUGUUCAUCCCAUAUGUGAUCAUGGAUUCAAAUAAAUUGGAAUAAAUGCUUGUAAGGUACUA
Messenger RNA from Lactuca virosa, 1032 nucleotides. The record is from the annotation of a GenBank genome assembly. NCBI's taxonomy places the organism in Eukaryota, Viridiplantae, Streptophyta, Magnoliopsida, Asterales, Asteraceae.